GUGUCCGGUUCAGUCAGUAGACUUGAUCACAUGGUGGGAUUUGCGCAUGCGCCUGGUUUUAGGUGUGAUGGAGAGACGAUGCCUAAUGCCAUCAGCCCUGCGUAGUGCAGGAGAUCUCCAAACUGGUCAGAUUUACCGCAGACUCCGUUGUCUUUCAGCACAGCUUGAUGUUGUAGACCGACACAACAAGCCUGAUGUCUGUGGCAAAUGCGAAACACACUGUGCUGAAUCCGGUAAGAGGCUUGUUAAUUUUAUUGUUCUCUACAUUUGCCCAUUUAUGUCACAAUGAAUUGAUCAAUAGACCCUCUUUAUGCUACAGUACAGCCGAAAACUAACAGGUAGUCCCUGUGUUGUCAGCAGUUGCCUCCAUACUGCCUGUACACAGGACGUUAGCUUAUCGGGCAGACAUUGUUCACAGUGUAACACAAAGACGAUUGUGUAGCAUGACUGCAGGCAUUGUUAGUGCACAUAUAGACAGUUAUAACUCCACCUCUCUCCUUCAGGUGAUCCCAUACACAGGGCCCAUACCUGGAGGCCUGCACCCUGGGGAGAUCAUCAUCAUCCAGGGCACUGUGCCCCCUGAUGCUGACAGGUAAGAUACAUGAGGGGAGGAUGUGCUAUUUAUGUGACUAUUUCUUUGACUGAUUCACAGCACGUGAUCCUUUAACGUGGAACAACUUUAAAGAACUGCUCUCCCUAAAUUGGUAGAUCAUGGUAUUCUUUUUGCAAGAUUAUACCCCCCAACACAUAGGGGAGAGUGGGGUAAGAUGAGCCAUUUUUCAUAUAUUAGAUCACUACAUCAAGGCAAUCAUAGUUUUGUCUCUAACUAGUGUAUCUGUAUAUAUUUAAAGAUGUUGUGCAUCCCUGCAAACCAACAGAAUGAGUGUAAACAAAACUGUCUUGAUAAUAUAGCACGCCAAAAUAAAGUGGUCUCCUAUGGUCAACUUACCCCGUGUAUGGGGUAAGUUGACCAUAGGAGCAGGGUAAGUUGAGCCGUAUACCUACUACCCCCCCAUUCUCCACCCCAGCCCUCCCUCACCUUCUCUUUCCCUAAAUAACACACUUCUUCACAUUCAUGUGUAUUUUUAUCUAUUAUACACUAUUCAACAGGUACAAUCAUUCUUUUUAUUAUUUUUGCAUAUAGCUGCUAAAAAGCUGUUUUGUAAAGAAAAAAAAACAUUUUAACAUGAGAAUGUCUUUAAGUGAUUCAGAACAUUCACAGCAGUAUUUUUGAAAAGAAAAAGUCAAUUUCAACAAGCUGAACUGAAACUCUGAUCCUCUCAUCAGACUCCUUUACUUUCUCAGUUGAGUCACUGGCUCAACUUACCCCUAAACUACUAUUAUGACUUUAUUAGUCCUCUAAGAUAAAACGGUGGACUUAUAUAUACUAGGUUUUUGACCUCAUGUUGUAGCUCAUAGAUACCACAAUUGAUGUAUAAAACAAAAUUAAAAUGAUCUUUUUUGGUCUGAACACAAUUCUUAUAAAACUUAUGACAGAGUAAAUUCACUUUCAAGAGUGAAAAAAUGGUUUUUUUGUAAAUAAAUGUCUAACCCCUUCACCCGUGUGCUUCUUACCUUCACAGACUCCAUGAAUUGAUGCCCAUCUCCUAAAUAUUUGGUCACAUGAUCAAUUUGUUUUACCAUUUCCAAGCAACAGGGGGUGGCUCAUCUUACCCUUUGGCUCAUCUUACCCCACUCUCCCCUACUUUACUGCCUGACUUGACCUCAUGGGUAUCUGUGAAGAUAUUCACUGGAAUUCAGGGUUUAAAGGAGUUAGGCCACACUGUGUUGCUCUAAAGACUCUUCAGUAGUGUAGGUGCAAGGUUUAAAUCUGAACAUUUCUUUUAACCAAAGAAAGUUUUGGUUACAGUUUGUUGAUUUUAUUUAUCUUGUUGAGUUUAGUUUAUUGUUUUUGUUAUAAGUCAAUAAUUUGUUAAAAAGGCAUCUAGUAAUUCAUAUUGUCCUUUAGAGAUGCUAACCUCUGCCUUGCUCACAGAUUUCAGAUCGAUUUGUCAAGCGGCUGCAGCACCAAACCGCGCUCUGACGUCGCCCUCCACUUCAGUCCUCGCUUCAAAGGCUCACCGUGUGUGGUUUGUAACUCCCUGCUGAAGGAGAGCUGGGGCAAAGAAGUAACACUCAAUCAACUACCCUAUAAACGUGGAGCCCCUUUUGAGACCAUCGUCCUGGUGCACGAUGAUGUCUUUAAGGUCGGUGAAUGCAUACUGUUUAUGAGAAAGGUUUGUGUUGUCCCUCAUGAGAUCGCGUAUGAGAUUUCUUUAAAAUGAACUUAUAGAAUUGCUCACUUUUUACAGGUGGCUGUAAAUGGUGCCCACCUGCUGGAAUACAAGCACAAAAUUCCAAUAAACAGGGUAGACACCUUUUCUAUUUCUGGGAAUGUCAGGGUGCACGCUGUCGGUUACAUCCCAAAUUCAGUAAGUACACUCCCAUCUCUUGUUUAAGAUGUGCCAUUGUUUUAAGGACAUAACUGAUCUAUUAGUUCUAAUUUUGCUUUUUUUGUUUCCUCUCAGGCAAUAUAUUCAGAAUCAGGUGACUUGGUGAGUCUUUCCUUUUACGUAACUUACAAAAACCUCAUUGUCUGAAUGAGGCCAGUAUCAUGUGAUGCCGCAAAAAUUUGUUUUUGUUAAAUCUCCUAAAGGCUUUCUUUGUCUGUGUUCUGUGGCCAAUUCAUUUCAGCUUUCAGAUUUUCCUAAAUCACGGUUUGUUUUGUUGCUUCCAAGAUCUGGAAACACACCAGGAGCAGGGUGGUGUAGCAAAAAGUGAGAUUUGUAAGAAAAAGUGAGAGAUACAGCUGGUUUAGGUUCAGGUUAUAUUCAGAGUUAUGUCUUUAAACAGGCUGUAAAAUGUCAUCUUUUGUUGAGCAAUCUCUAAUGCUCCGAUGCUAUAGUGUAUUGUAAUUUUGAAUUGACAAAGUUUUCUGCAGCAUUCCACUCUUUAUGUGCACUCUUGAUGUUUUUACAUUCGUAUGUAUUUAUUGUCUCUUCUUAUGAUAUCAUUCUGACUGAAACCGACAUUCAGCAAUCAUUCCUCCAUUCAUGCUACGUUGUGGCCUCCACUAUCUUGGUUUAACUUGGCACCCAAAACAAUGAUUCACAUUGCCUUGUGGUUGACAAAUCUCUGUGGCAACGAAUAGUCAACUGCUUGUUGUUACAGAGCAGCAAUGGUUUGUGUAAAAAAAAAAAAAAGGUGAUUCAGAAAUGUAAAAAAGCUGCAGUUUUUUCAAGUGUCCAUUUAAAGCCAGCCUCAGACAUCCAUUAACACCUGCAUAUUAAAAUGCUAUUUUUUUCACAGCAAAUUAAACAUGUUUACAGUUUCAUUCAAACCAACUGUUUUGGUCUGCGGUGCUUAUUCUUUUACUCAUUGCACAGGGUGGUGGAUUUUUAAAAAAAAACUUGUCUGUUUUGUAGAUUUUAAGUCUUAGAGUUGUGCAUAAACGACAUCGUAAGUGGUUGGCUGAGUCGGCUGACAGGUGAAUUGUAGCUCUUUGACAGGAGGCCAAAAUCCUGCCUCAGUGCCACCUCUUUGCUUUUUUCUUUUAACUAGAAAGAGUUCGUCAUACUAUCACUUUAAGGUGGAAUAGUUAGGCCUCUGUCAAGCCUUAUCUGUAAUGUGUGACACAUGGUGGGCUAAUGGCGGGCCAAAGUCGUUCCACGUCUGAUCCUCUUUCAAAGGUAGUAGGGAUUUGUAGGUCUAUCAUUUGGCUUCAGAACCCCCUCCUCACUUCAUCCAGGCAAUGGCUUUGACAUCCUGUAACUCACCUUCUUUACUUCAAGUGCAGUCCUAAUUCACAGCGUACAGUCUGGGGUUCUUUGUAUUUUGCCGGCGACUAUAGCCUGUUUCUAACUGACAAAGUUUCCAUUGUUUCAUUGGCCUGUGGAAGUAAAGUAGCUGAAUAUAGAUAACAACACUGUCAUCUAGUGGUAGGAGGUUUAAACACACCACAAAAUGAACCAAAUGCCUUGAGUCUUUGCAGGUAAACUUAGCUUAAAAAAUACAUCAACAUAUUCAAGAAUCAUUACAUUAUCAUCAAACAUAUCACAAUGCUUUAUUGGACUGUGUCUUCAUAUUCCCUCUGAUUAGAUCACAGGCUUAAUACAGUGUAGUAGCUUAGGCCAAAAUAAAUCAGAUGAUUAAGAAAUAAUCUGUAAAUGAAAAACUUUUAAAUCUAAUCCAUGACUCUUUCAGAGCCUCCCUUACAAAGGCAGUAUACUCAAAGGAUUGAAUCCUGGACAACACAUCACAAUCAAAGGACAGGUCAGCAUGUAUCCUCACAGGUAAAGUGAUAUCUGAUGAAAUCACCUCAUCAUGUUUGGUUACAAAACAACAAUCUGAUAAACUUUCACAGACCACAGUGAUGUGGUGUAGUACAUUUACAUUUGGUAGAUUUACCUUUUAGUCUGCAUUUUCUCCAGUUUCACAGUGAACCUCCGCACCAGCAGGACAGAGAACAUCGCCCUCCAUCUGAAUCCUCGUAUGAAGUCUGGCAUGUUCAUCAGGAACUCAUACCUGAGUGAAUCCUGGGGACAGGAGGAGCGAGAGCUGCCCUUUUUCCCCUUCUCAUCAGGGGAGUACUUUGAGGUAGAAAAAAACUGAUUUUUCAUUUGGAAGGGUUUCUUCGGUCUGCUGUAUCUGUAUUGAACAAUAACCAGAUGCUCAUAAUUUCAUAGACUUUUUCUUCAUAUGCCUGUGUGCUUUGAGCUGAUGGCAUGUUCCUCUGUUGGCAUUUCUGUCAGAUUCUCAUCCUCUGUCAGCCUCAUCAGUUCAAGCUGGCAGUGAACGGCUCACACUUAUUUGAGUACAGACAUCGAGUGCAGGACCUGAGCAGUAUUGACCAGCUGGAGAUCAUGGGGGACCUGGAGCUCACAGAUGUGAAGCUGUGGUGACUUGGAACUCCAGUUUUACAAAGAAGACAGCAUUACAUACUCUACGGUGUUCUGGUAAUCAAUGCUAGAUUAGCUUUGCUGCAACGACACAGACAGUGGAGCUGAAAACAGAAAAAACUGUAACGACCAAGGCCGGGUUAGUCCUGCAGCAAUCAGAGACCUCUGAUUUUAAGCUAGCCUUGCAUUAUGUGUGACCAAGGACCAUGAACAGGCCAGUCUACAAGGUGUUUAUGGUCCAUGUGUCCAGCCCUCCCCAGAUGACUGAUGCAUGAGAGUUAGCUGCCCUGGAGUAUCAGGGUGUGAGCCCCCAUGACUGUUUACAGCUACAGGUUAGGUUUGCCGUGGUUCAUUUCUGUAGUUCAUCUCCGCUGUGACAUGCCCUUUGUGCACUUUUUAAUCAAAAGAGGACAUUUGUCUGUACGCUUCAAGAGUAAAACCUCAAUUCCAAAAGAGCUGUGGCACCAUUUAAAAUGUUGAUAUAAAUAAAUAUUGAUGGUCUGCCAAUUGUUUUAGCUUUUAAACACCGUAUUUGAAUUUAAAAUAGUACAAACACAGAAAAUCAACUGUAAGAUCUGACACAUAUUCAUGAACUGAUUAAAUUAACUUGCAGGUUAGUCACAUGACAGGUUAUAUGACAAAUGAUCAAAUGAUAAAAAAGACUGAAUCUUUCAGAUGUAAAGGUAGGAAAGCUUCACCACAGUGAGAGACAGUAUCAGCAGAAUGCUAAAGUAAUGUUCCUCAACAUGAAAUUGCAAAGAAUUUGGGAUUUGAGCAUCUUCAGUACAAAAUAUUAAGAUUCAGAGAACCCAGAGAAAUGUCUGUACAAGGACAAGGCUUGUAUGCACAAAUUUAAAACUGUACCAUGCAAAGAGGAUAUACUGAAGAAGAAAACUAUCCUUUCUGACAUUCUGUUUUGGAAAAUCAUGGAUGCUGUAUCCUCUGCUUAAAAGUGGAGAGGUACCUCUGAGGUUUUUUUUUUUCAGCACAGUUAAAAAGCCAACAUGGAUGCCGAAGUGCCCAUAGCCAAGGCACAGAUAGUUUAUCUGGGAAGUAGGACUGGGCGAUUUGGCUAAACAAAAAUGAUCACGUUAUAUUUUAUCAUAACGUUUGAUCUCGAUCAUAAUCACAUUUUUUUUUAAAGUGCCAGUUUUAAAGCAUCCGUACUAAAAGCUAAAGAAACUAGAGAUUAGGUCAACAUUUUAUUAAUAUACAAAGUAAAUAACAAAGCAAAUUAAAUAAGAUAAACUUAGAAAAAUAGAAAAACUAUUUUAACUCAAUAGUACAACGAAAGCAGAUAAAUAUUGAAUAACACAGUAAACUACUUUACAGCCCUGAGUGUUUUUGCAGGUAUGCAAGACCCAAAAUAAACAAAUCAAUGAAGGCGCCUUAAAAUGUAAACAUUAGAUGAUGUAAACCUAGAUGAGAUGAUUGCUGCCUCGGUCUGGUGGCUAAUCGCAUCAUCACUGGAAAGUACUUCUUCAAAUGAUUAAACAGAUCCAUUGUGUUGCUGGUUCUUGAGGGCACCGACCGCCGACAUACCUUGCACAUUGGCUUCAUUGCCUGACGUCACUUUGGAGAUACCUGAACCACUGCCACACAACCGACGUCCAAUAACUCUUCUCUUAACAAUGGCAGUUUCAGAGGAUGACAAAAAGUCACGGCUGACAUCUACUUUGCUGCCCUCAGCUCUGUGUUGGGCUCCACGUUUGGUCAUCCUGUUUACUUCUCUGGCAUCUUACAGAAGUGAGCAGGAAAAGCUCGACUCUGAUUGGCUGUUGUCACGAACACUUCUGUUAUGUUUGAUGGAGUAAAUAUGCUCACAGCUGAUCACCGUGAUUGAACUGAAAUUUAUCAAGAUCAUUAAUCGUGAUCACAUAAUCGCUCAGUCCUACUGGGAAGUCACUAGUUAUGCUGAGCAGUUUAAGCGAGUAGAGUUCAGGUGUUUAUCUGGCCUUCCUGCAGUCCUGACUUAACACCACUGAAAACUUUGGCACAUCAUGGAACAAAAAAUACUAUAAAAAGACCCUGAAGUGCUGAGCAGCUAAAAUCCUACAACCAGUCCAGAAUAAUGAAACAUUUUACUGUCAUUAUGGGUUUUUAGACAGUAUCCCAAGUGUUUUGGAAUUGAGGUUAUACUGGCUGUUUAAAUGCCGACAUGGUCAGUGGAGACAAACAAUGAAGAUAUUGAAGGGCUCUGUUGUUCUGGAGGAUGGAAGAUCACUAAAGAUUUACUGUACAGCCAUCUUAUAGAGCUUCAAAGCAUUUUACAUAAAAGCUUAAGUAAACAGGACCUACAAUUUCUUUCAGUCUUUGCUAUUUAACCCAGUCUACAUUAAGGUCACUAUCCUCAGGAAUCCUAAAAAGCAUCAGUGUCUGAACAUUUAAACUCAUUCGGUGAGUAACAGUGCAGCAGAACUCAAGCACAAUGCAGUACAGGGUCAGUUUAGUGUUAGACCAUUCAGAAACCAAACAAUUCUUCAGUCUGUAUGCAAGUAAGAGACUAUUGUAGACCUGCAGUGCCCCUUUGUGACCAUCCCUUGUUCAGUUUAUCUCUCACCCUCUGCUGCGAUGAUCAAUUCUGCUUCAACAUAAGAAAAGAAAAAAUGCUGGAAAAAUAUGAAACGUCUUUUUCUCAUGCCGAGGUUUACUUGUUUUUUUUUUUGCAAUGAAUGUUCGAAUUGAUGUAAAAUAUGUAUGAAAAAUCUUCCUGAUGUACCAUAAUUGGUUUAUUAACAAAUAAAUGUCUUAUUGGAAGCAUUUUGUUUCCACGGUUAGUUAAUAUGUAAAUGACAUGCUUUCAACCUGCAUUACCACCUGUUUUUGAUCACUCACAGUCUACAAUUAUACAUUUGCAUGAUUAAGUUGACAGACUAGACUUACUAUGCAGCAGACAAGGAGGUUUCAGCCGUUUUCUUCUCAGCAACAUGUUGUGAAAAUAGUCAACUGGUUCCACUUUCUGUUUCAGCUAACAUCAUAUUAAAACGGGAGUAGAGCACUGGGAGACAAAAAAGAGAGCACUAAUAUACUCUGUGGACAUGAAGGUACUACAAAAUUUAGCCUAAUUCUGCCAUAAAUCUCUAAGUCAUAAUAUCAGUGAGUCGAUAUGCAUUUAUUUCAUGUAUGCGAGUUUGUUGGGUGAGACUUUUUUUUUACUGUGGAGAGAGCAAAUGAACACUUAGCUGCAGUGCUUGUGCUCAACCACAAGGUGGAAGAAGAAAGUUAGUUGUUCAGUGACUGCAACCAAAAGACUAAAUCUUCCACCAUCAGUGGACUAAAACUGGGAACAAGCACUCCUGAAUCACUGGAUUUACGAGUGUUUGUCUCAAUAAAUACAGAAAAAAAGAAAAAUUCAACUUGAAGCCAAAUCCAGACCUCUGUCAGAAUAAACAGGAGACUACAGGGUGUAGAAAGUCUCUCCCACAAGUUUUAAGCAGCAUUUACCAAACAGUUUUUUUAUUCUGUCUAAUUUAAGUGUUGUGGCCAAAGCAUGAGUCGUAAGACAAGCUUUUAAAACACAUCAUUCCUACAUAACUUCCAUAAUAAAGCAAUCAAAUCUGAUAAAAA
This is a messenger RNA of Xyrichtys novacula (pearly razorfish), 8465 nucleotides long. The record is from the annotation of a GenBank genome assembly. Lineage: Eukaryota; Metazoa; Chordata; Actinopteri; Labriformes; Labridae.